CAUUGAUGUGGUAUUCCACUUUAAUAGAUAAAAGCACUUUCCCCACAUGCAAGAAUAAUUGAAGUUCUCAUCCCAAUUUAUCAAACGGCAAUAAAAUUUAAUACCAUUUUAGUCAUUCAGAGAGUGAUCAGUUGCUUCUUCCCACCUCUCUACCACUGAAAGGCUCCACACCUGGGAGAAGGUAAAAGCCAGAAAAAGAAAGGCAAAAGAAAGGCUUUCUGAUAGCCUGCAACAAGUAGCAGAGGACAUUGAUCGUAUCUGGAAAGAGUCAACAAAGAUUCAAGAUAAAGGAAAACAAGCAUCAAAGGAAUCAACGGUUCAAGAGUUCCCAAGAUCAUCAAAAGAUAUUCGGAAUGUUGAGAACAAUAUGGUUGGAGGUGAUGAUCAAAGGAAACGGCUGGUAGAAGAUCUUACUAGAAGCUACUCUGGUGAACCCAAAGUCAUCCCGAUUGUCGGGAUGGGAGUCAUAGGUAAAACAACCUUAGCGAACGAAUUUUACAAUGAUGCGUGCAUUUGUUCUCAUUUUGAUGUUUGUGCCUGGGCUACUGUUUCUCAACAACACAACCUAAAGGAAAUCUUGUUGAGCCUUUUGCGCUCAACAAAGGAUGAAAAGGUUUUCACAGGUAGUGAAGCAGAGGCAGAGCUGGCAGACAUGCUACAAAAGAGUUUAAAAUGUAAGAGAUAUUUAAUUAUAUUGAAUGACAUGUGGAAAGGUGAAGCAUGGGAUGCUGUGAGACUAUGUUUUCCAAUUGAAAACAAGGGAAGUGGAAUACUGUUGACUACCCGUAACACUGAAGUAGCUCGUUGUGCUGGUACAGAGAAUCUCUUUUUGCAGAUGGGCUUCAUGGAUCAAGAUGAUAGUUGGAACCUUUUUAAAAGUGCAGCAUUUGCAAAUUAAGCAUUACCAUCUGAGUAUGAGAAUAUUGGAAACAAAUCGUAGAUGAAUGUCACGGGUUACCACUAACUAUUGUUGUGGUUGUUGGGCUUCUCAAAUCUAAAAGGGCAAUAGAAGAUUGGUCAAGUGUUGCGAAAGAUGUCAAGUCAUUUGUCACAAAUGAUGCUGAUGAACGAUGUUCACGUGUGCUUGGGUUGAGUUAUAAUCACCUGACCAAUGAUCUAAAAACGUGUCUUCUGUAUUUUGAAUUUUUUCCGGAAGACAUAGAGAUUCCAGUGAAGCAUUUGAUGAGGAUAUGGAUGGCUGAGGGGUUCCUGAAUUUGGAAAAUGACUUGGAAGGAGAGGCUGAGAAGUGUUUGCAAGAGAUUGUCGAUAGAUGUCUAGUUCUCGUCUGCAAGAAAAGUCUAAAUGGAACAAAAAUUAGAUCAUGUAAGGGUCAUGAUCUAAUAUAUGACCUGUGCAUGAGAGAAGUUCAAAGGGGAAACGUUCGUUCAAAAUUCCUAUCUAUUUGUAUUUCUGGUGUUUGUAUUGAAGCUGCUUUUCACCAAUCACAGCUUAGUCCUUACAAAUUACUCAAAGUCUUGGACUUGAGAGACAUAGUGACUCAUGUUUUCCCUGUACAGAUACUAAGCCUCUUCUGGUUGAGGUACCUAUCAUUGCUCUGCAAGAAGUAUUUAGACAUACCUCCAGAAAUUUGCAGGUUAUGGAAUCUGCAGACAUUCAUUGUUCAAGAUUAUUAUUAUAAUUCGGGUAUAAUUUUUCCUGAGGAAAUUUGGGGACUAAUGCAAUUAAGGCAUCUCAAAGCGAGUGUAAUUUUUCUGCCAAAUCCCCCAACCGUAUCUAUUGACAAAGGGAGUCAUAUGGUAUUUCCAAAUAUACAAACUAUUUCUUACUUGUAUGGCAGUUGUUGCAUGAAGAGGGUUAUUUCGGGGAUUCAGAAUGUUAAAAAAUUAGGAUUCAAUGGAAACAGUAUGUUGGACUAUGGGCUUCUCAACAAUCUUGUCUAUCUGCAGCAACUUGAAAUCUUGAGUUUUAUACGUUGUUAUGAUAUGCUUUUGGCAGUGACCCGUGCAAAAGCUUUUCCAGCAACGCUCAAGAAGUUGAAGUUGUACAAAACUUAUAUAAGUUGGUCGUACUUGGACAUCAUAGCUGAGUUGCCUAACCUUGAGGUGCUGAAGCUGAUGUAUAAGGCUUGUCGUGGUAAUGAAUGGCGUCCAAAUGUUUGGGGAUUUUCUCGAUUGAAGUUUUGUUAGUUGAAAAUAAUGAUCUCAAGUACUGGAAAGCCACAUAUGACAAUGUUCCUGUCCUUGAGCUCCUUGUGCUUACACGUUGCUAUU
Capsicum annuum is the source of this 2232-nucleotide messenger RNA. Its product is annotated as putative late blight resistance protein homolog R1A-3. NCBI's taxonomy places the organism in Eukaryota, Viridiplantae, Streptophyta, Magnoliopsida, Solanales, Solanaceae. The record is from RefSeq and is a predicted model, not a curated record. The transcript has 3 exons. Bases 1183 to 2148 code for a protein of 321 amino acids. Gene Ontology annotation, molecular function: alpha-tubulin binding; ADP binding. Gene Ontology annotation, biological process: protein folding; defense response to other organism.